CUUUCUUCUCUUCUCUGUUCUCUCCAUUGGACUCAAACGAGACAACUAUAUAAAUGGUGGUUCCCUCAACUUUCUAUUCUCAGCAACCACCUUUUUCCGCUCACAACCAAUUUCAGCACAUUCCAGAGAGAUCUCACCUCAUAUCUCAGAUCGCGGUUCCAAUUUCACACUCUUCCAAUUUUCUUAAAGAUAAUCGAAGUUUGGCACUGUAGCUGAAUGAUGUAUUUGGACUUUGGAAUCCCUUUAUACUGGAAUUGGAAAUCAUGAUUGUUGAGUUAGGAGAAUUUGGUGUUGUUCAAGCCAUGAAAACUCAAUUAUCCAUGAAAUUCAAGCCUCUACUUGCAACUGGUUCCUUCUAGGGAGGAUUUUUUGUUGUCGUCUUCUCUUUCAUCUAUCAGAAGUUUGUUGCAGCCUCUGCCUCAUGGAUUCUGUCCUUGGUAAUUGGCCAUCUUAUGAUCCUCACAACUUUAGCCAGCUUCGAACUUCAGAUCCUUCUAGAUCUUCUAAAAUGGCACCGGCCACUUACCAUUCUAUUCACAACAGGGACGUACCACCAGCCGAUCAAGUGAUAAAUACCGAACACAAAAAUAUCCUUCUAAGAGAAAUCUACCGGCGUGCAGAGGAGAAGAUUGAUCUAAUAGCCUUACCAUCACCAUCGCAGUUGACACCCAAAAGAGCCGCAUCCGAUAACCUCAUACCGGAGCAUGGAUCCAAACAACCAAGGGUUUCAACUUGAAAAAUUUUAUUUGACCAACAAAUGGUGAAUAUGGUUUGUGAACAACUCUUUCAGAAGUCAGAUAUGCCGUUGUGUAACUAAGAAGACUUUGGCAUGUUUGGUGUUGUAAACUAUCUUUUCAAGUAUAGAGUUGGUUAGCCCCAUCAAAAUUGUUCAGUGAAUGAAGUGAAAUAGUGAUUAUGAAUUUCAUUGUAGAUUUUGUGCCAUAUGCUUGUCCAAUGUCCACAUAAGUUAGAAAGAGGCAGAAGCUUUGAUUCAGGAUUUUGAGGAUUUGCAGUAAGUAUGCAUCCUAAUCUUGUGCCACAUUCUUUAUUUUUUAUUUUAUAUGAUAACUUUUUAUGCACAUUCCUUCCUUCGAAAGGUUUAUCUAUUUAUAGAACCAUGAGAAUUUA
Messenger RNA from Arachis ipaensis, 1128 nucleotides. The record is from RefSeq and is a predicted model, not a curated record. Lineage: Eukaryota; Viridiplantae; Streptophyta; Magnoliopsida; Fabales; Fabaceae.